CGGGCUUUUGACCCAUGGCCAUUUGGUGAGGGUUGAUUUUUCCUCCCGCCGCCAUGGAUGAUGCCUACCACCAGGCUGACUCACGCUGGCGCAGCGUGCGCGACUUCGAGUCGCUGAGCGGGGCCUUCGCCGGAGAGGCCUGGGCCAAGGAAUUGCUCUGGAACCCGACGGAGGAUCCCCGGUGCGAGCGCCUGAAUUGCCCGGAGCCGAACGCCUACCGAUUGGUUGUGGACGGCGACGUCUUCUUGUUCCCUUCGCUGCUUGGCCUGCAGGCGCAGUCUGAGCUGCUGUCGCGGCUGCUGAGCUCUUGGGCCUGUUCCCCCAACCGCAGCAAUUUGGAGGCUACGGAUCUGGAGGCGUCCCUGAGGGCCUUCUAUGGGAGCGAGGAUGCGGAGGAGGCGGCCAAAGUGUCUUUGGUGGAGCGCUUGCGCUGGGUCACCCUGGGCCGGCAAUACGAUUGGUCCACCAGGACCUAUGCGCCUGAUGCGAUGCCUUUGCCCGAGUUGCUGGUGAGUCAUGCGGAAAGAGCGGUGGAGCUCUUGCAAGAGGCGGGGCAGUUGGAGGCGAGCGAGCCCUUCCAGGCUGCGAUUUGUAACCUGUACCACGCGGCCCGGCGGCCUUCGGAUCGGCUCGGAGGGCACCGGGAUGACGUGGAGGAGGACACCAGGUCCCCGCUGGUGACGCUGAGCUUGGGCCUGCCCUGCGUCUUUCUGCUGGGAAAGGACACGCGGGCGGCGCCGCCCCUGCCACUUCUGCUCCCCGGUGGGGCGGUGCUGGUGCUCGCGGGCAGGGCGCGCCAGGCCUUCCAUGGGGUGCCCUGCGUGCUGGUGCCGCCCUCGCUGCAACUCAAGGGCCGGAGUCCCAAGCGACAGAAGAUGCAAGCGACACCGCUGGCUUGGGUGUACCAGCCCUGGCUUGACGCGCGUCAAGCCGCGGAGGGCGACUGGGAGAAGGAGCGCGACGCCAUCCGGUACUUGCUGACGAGGGCGAGAGUGAGCUUCAGCAUCCGCUCAGUGUGCAGCGACAGUGAGCAGGAAAGAGCUGACCGGAGCGAGCGCGUGUCGGACAAGAUCCAGCGAUCCGCCCGGCUGCGGGGCCUCGUCUUCGCCCUCGCCGCCGCUUUCGCGCUCAGUUCUUCGCGCCCCUUCGCGGCUCCUGGAAAGGACAAGGCGGAGGCCUCGGGCUAUGAGGCGGCGUUUCAGCAGCGGCUGCAGGAGGUGAAGGCUGAGACGGCGAAGAAGCCUAAGGCCAAGAAGGCGCCAAAGGCGGACCCUGCCUGGUGGUCCUUCUUCGAGGACCGUGCCGGCGCUGAGGGUCAGGGCAAGAACUUCCUGAACCCCACCGAGUGGAACUAUUUGGUGUACCUGGCUGGGGCUCUGGCGGUCCUGACCAGCCUGGUCUUUGCUUACAAGAUGUCGCCCUGGGGCCGGGGUUUCUGA
Messenger RNA from Effrenium voratum, 1439 nucleotides. NCBI's taxonomy places the organism in Eukaryota, Dinophyceae, Suessiales, Symbiodiniaceae. The record is from the annotation of a GenBank genome assembly.